UUAAUGUUGCUGGUCAAUAUAACCAGAAGACUUUAUCAUUAGAUUGAUUUUGUGGCUCUUGUUUCCGCUAAUAUUUGUGUGUCUUCUUACAGAGCAGAGCAGGUGAUGUUAAAUUAUUAACCCAGGAAAAAUAGGAAGAAAAAAAAAUCACAAAGCAGUCACAAACCGUUUAAAAAAAGCCAAGUGUUUCUGUUAAAGGACUAAUAUCCCGAAGGGCAUUUUAUGUGUGGGAGGUUUCUGGCUUCACCUCUCAACAACGUCUCGUAUAUCAAAGCGGAACCCAAGUUGACUUUGAGCUGAGUGUGUGUUUCCACACGAACACAUUAUCUCGUCAAUCAUCGUUACGUAGCGGAGAUGGCAGCCCUCCGAACGGCACUCCAUGGACGAUUUGUCCAGGCCCUCCCCUUUUCCUUUGGGUCACUGCGGUUCACCAGCUCCUUUAAGGCAGCAGAUCUGGUAAUCGAACGCAACGCAGUAUGCAAGCCGAAGCCCGACCCCUCCACCCUGGUGUUCGGCAAACAGUUCUCCGACCACAUGUUGACCAUCAACUGGUCGGAGAAGGACGGCUGGGAGGCUCCUCAGAUCAAACCUUUCCAGAACCUGUCGCUGCACCCUGCCAGCUCUGUCCUGCACUACUCCACAGAGCUGUUUGAAGGCAUGAAGGCGUUCCGUGGAGUCGACAACCACAUCCGUCUGUUCAGACCCAUGCUGAACAUGGAGAGGAUGCAUCGAAGCGCUGACAGAAGCUGCCUUCCUUUGUUUGAUAAAGGUGAACUGCUGGAGUGCAUCAGGAAGCUGGUGGAGGUAGACCGGGAGUGGGUUCCCUACUCCCAGGACGCCAGCCUCUACAUCAGACCCACCUUUAUAGGAACUGAGCCGUCCCUUGGCGUGUCUCGGGCAGGAGAAGCUGUGAUCUUUGUCAUCGUCGGCCCUGUGGGACCUUACUUUGCCACAGGGUCCUUCAACCCUGUUUCUCUGCUGGCGGACCCUUCAUUUGUCAGGGCUUGGCAAGGAGGCGUCGGGGCCUAUAAGAUGGGAGGCAACUACGGUCCUACGAUAGCGGUGCAGAACGAGGCGGUGAAGCGGGGCUGUCAGCAGGUCCUGUGGCUGUAUGGAGAGCAGGAGGAGAUCACCGAGGUCGGCACCAUGAACCUCUUCAUCUACUGGACCAAUGCGAAAGGAGAGAGAGAGUUGGUGACGCCUCCUCUGGAUGGCAUCAUACUCCCAGGAGUCACCAGACAGUCUCUGCUGGACCUGUCCAGAGACUGGGGUGAGUUUAAGGUGACAGAGCGCACGGUGAGCAUGAAGGAGCUGCUGGGGGCUCUGGACGCCGGCAGGAUCCUGGAGGUGUUCGGAGCAGGGACGGCCUGUGUCGUCUGUCCUGUCGGCAGCCUCCUCUACAGAGGAAAGACGUACCAGAUCCCGACGAUGCAGAAUGGCCCGGACCUGGCAAAGAGGUUCCACAAAGAGCUUACUGAUAUUCAGUACGGACGCAAACCAAGUGAGUGGGCGCCGCUGGUCGUUUAAACGACCAUAUUGCACAUGCCAGUUGUAUCAACACUUAUUCCCAUAAUUCCAGUUUGGACAACCAGCAGCCCCCUUCUCAACCCACUAUUGCACUCCUGCUUACUUACCAACCGAGGAGACGGACGCCUCUGUGUGUGUGUGUGUGUGUGUGUGUGUGUGUGUGGACUUUCAUAGGAAUACAGUUGGUUGUUGAAAUGUAAUGGUUCGCUUUGGAAAGCAAUAUUAACCAUGAUAUGCAAUGUUUUGACUUGACACAACAGCUGUCACUGGAAGAGGGGGAAAAAAGCAAGCAAAUACAAGCAGCCAGAUUAAAAAGGUUGAUGUGCCUAGUGGUCAUAUCUAUUAGACUAGCAAGAGUGCAUUCAAAUCUCUAAACUCUAAUUGGGUCAAUUCUCCAUUCAAGUGUUUGUCUUUGUCACUUGGAUUAAUUCCUUGUGAGGAACUUAUAGUUAAUAGCACAAUUUUUAUCAACACUGCAUUCUGGUAUUAACAAGCUGACAUAUUUCAGGCGAAGGAGGUGAAAUAUGUGCAAUAUUAAAGCAACCACACAUUUGGUGUGUAGGACAAAUUAAGACAGUUAGCCUCUUAGCAACACGCAAUCUGUAAGUACUGUUUCUCAUCAACAAAAGUAUUAAAAUGUACUCCACAACAGCAAAAACGUAUAUGUACUAUAACCUGUACUACUUGCAACAACCUGUGGUGUUCCCCCCGAAACCUUUUAACUGUUACGUGUGAGUAGUACCUGUAAACACACCAUGAGAUAUGUUUUGUUACUGUAAUGUACAUAGUGAUCUCUAGAGUACUGCCGUAGUUUUCAUGGGGCCAUGUCACUUUGACACCAGAGUUUGCACUGACCUUGUUUUAAUGUCAGAUAUGUAUCUGAGAAUGACUCAGCUUUUAGAGAGGAAACGUGGGCGGUUUUUAUGUUUGUUGGUUUUGUUUGUUUAGAAUACAACUGCACAAAAACUAAAGAUUGAGAUUAAAAAGGCGAGGUCUAAGUGAACUUUAGCACACACAAAUGGCAGGGCGACAGAAGACCUACAGGCUCUAGAAGAGAAGGCUGAUCAAUGCUCGCAGUUACUCCUGCAUUAGUUUGUGUGUAAUCAUUAUGAAAACAAUGUAUAGUAACAAAUAGAUUGUGUUGUUAUUUUAGAGGUUUUUAAAUUAUAUUUUUUCCUUGUUUUGAUGUGAAAUUAGGCCGACUGUCUUCCAAAAGUACUUGACUGUGUCACCAGUGUUUUACUGUAAUCUCGGCUUCAUGUCCUUCCUUUGCUGGUUUUUUCUCUUUGAAUGUAUUUUUAUUUUUACACACAUACGACACACCUGUCCCUCUCUCUGUCUAAGUGCCUAACCUCAGUCUGUCCGCUUGUUCUUCUGUGGAUCUUCAGCAGCUGUUUUGUUUUCCAGUUUGUGCACUAGUGGAUAGAGCUGGAUUCUUUAAGUAAUGUCAGUUUAGGUUUUUUUUUUUUUUUUUUUAUGUGCUGUUACUUUUACUCUGCUGUUAUGUUUUUACAAUAAACCCAAUCUGAGUUCAGUCUCAUUUUGUAUUUGAGGCACAUUAAUUUACAUCAGUGGUCAUCUUCAGUAUAUUUAUUUGCAAAAUAAACACUUAACGAA
This is a messenger RNA of Siniperca chuatsi (mandarin fish), 3144 nucleotides long. RefSeq names its product branched chain amino-acid transaminase 2, mitochondrial (gene bcat2). The transcript is spliced from 11 exons. The record is from RefSeq and is a predicted model, not a curated record. Gene Ontology annotation, biological process: L-leucine biosynthetic process; L-valine biosynthetic process. Gene Ontology annotation, molecular function: branched-chain-amino-acid:2-oxoglutarate transaminase activity. Gene Ontology annotation, cellular component: mitochondrion. NCBI's taxonomy places the organism in Eukaryota, Metazoa, Chordata, Actinopteri, Centrarchiformes, Sinipercidae. Bases 355 to 1527 code for a protein of 390 amino acids.